AUGAAGAAAAUAUUUGGCUUUGGGAUUAAGGAGAGGACACCUUUGGGCUUCUGCGAUGGCAAUAAGAGUACCUCCCUGCAAUCUGGGAAUGAAAAUAUUGAUAGCCACUAUUGGCGAAAUUUCUAUGCCAAAUACAAACCUAAGGAAAAGCUGCACAAGGCUGCAAGCACAGGGAAAGUAGAGAAAUUGGUAUCUAUCCUUGAUAGUGGGAAAAUCCAUGUGGAUAACAGAGACAAGAAGAACAGGACUGCUCUGCAUUUAGCCUGUGCUUGUGGCCAUGUCAAAGUGGUGACCUUCCUAAUCGCCAAUGAUUGUGAGAUUGACCUCUGUGACAGCGACAACAGCACUGCGCUGAUUAAGGCUGUACAAUGCCAGGAAGAGGAGUGUGCAACCAUUUUACUAAAGCAUGGCGCUGAUUCAAACAUUGAAGAUGUCAGCGGCUUCACUGCUCUUCAUUAUGCUGUCUGCAAUGGGAAUAGUCCAAUGGUUACCAAGCUGCUUGCAUAUAAUGCAAACAUCGAAGCAAAGACUAAGGAUCACCUCACACCUUUUUUACUUGCUCUAAGGGAAAGCAAAGUACAUGUGGCAGACCUUUUAAUAAGGAAGGGAGCAAAUAUACAUGCACUUGAUGAAUUUAGAAGAAAUGCUCUCAUGUAUGCCGUAAGAUGCGAAUCAAAAGAUAUGAUCGCGCUUCUUCUUCAACGAGGCAUUGAGGUUUCCCAUCAAGAUGGUUUUGGAUGGACUGCGUUACAAUAUGCAGCUGCAAGUCGUUCUAGGAUCUGGAACAUACUUUUGAACUAUGAAGAACACGAGCUUAAUAAUUUACAAGAGAGCAAUACAGCAUCUAGUAGCUCUGAAGACAACUCUUUAACCAGGUGUUCCGAUGAACCUUUUCCCCAAGUUUUCUCAUCUAUUUCAAAGCAAGGUGAUGGUAAUUCUCAUAGCAAGAGUAUCUCUGAGAGUUUUCCAGAGAAGAGUAUUGCUAAUUUCCUUGGAGAUGCAAAACAAAUUGGAGAAAAUACAGAAGAUCAGAUGGAAGGUUUGAAAGAAGAGGAAGAUAAAGAAUCACCCCGGAAUACCAAGGCUAUCUCUGAGUAUCUUGGAUCACAUAUUGUGACUCAUUUAACUGAGGCUGCAGAUCCAAGAACAGAAAAUGUGAUGAAAGGACCAGUGAGAAAAUCUCCCAAGAUGCUUUCAUCCAUGAAGACAAUAAAUAUUGAAUACCUUGUUUCAAAAUCCACACAGCCAAUCAUCGAAAAGAAAGGUUCUACUACAACCAAGGCCAAUGCAAAGCAGGAUAAAGAAUUAUUCAAAUCAGAUUUGUCAGCAGACUUAGAAUUAAGCGUGACAUUAGAGAAAAGUGGAAAAAGGUUUGAUGAUAGUGAAAAUAACCACACACAGAUUAAAGAAAAAAUGAAGAUCCACAAAAGUAAUGAAAUGGAAGUAGCAGAAAAUCCAUGUGGUGAUGGUGCUGUUGCUACUGAAACUGGAAUUUUACAUAGAAAGAGUGAGAAGGCUCAUUGUCAGCAAUUUCCUGAUCAGGAGAUUGAAGAGCAUGAUGGGUCUGAACUUCCGAAUCCCAAGCUAAAAGUUACAAUGAAAAAGCUGGCAAGGAAAACUGAACAGCUUCAGACAACACUGCAAAUGACUGAAGAGGAUAAGGAACAACUUAAUAAGUUUCUUGAAAUAAAAGCAUGUCUAGAACGUUGUUUGGAGAAAAAAAGGAAGGAAAAUACUGAAUUAGAAAAAGACCUAACGAGAUUCAAGAAAUACUUUGAGGAAAGUGGGACAAGAUGGGAGACUGAAAACAUGAAUUCUUGCUCUGUAAGUAAGAAAAAUCUAGUGACACAGAAGCCAGAAGAUUGUGAGGAGGAAAUGAGGGGAAGAAAUGUGAAAGUACAAGGAAUUAAUGAAGACCCUGGAACGUAUAGCGAAGCCAGCAAAACAGAAGAAGAUCAACAAAGAGUUUGGAACUGGCAUCCAGCUCCCAUGACUGGGGGCAGGGAAUCCGGAAGACCGCAAUCCAAGGUAAAAUGA
Molecule: messenger RNA, 2037 nt
Organism: Dipodomys ordii (Ord's kangaroo rat)
Lineage: Eukaryota; Metazoa; Chordata; Mammalia; Rodentia; Heteromyidae
Product: POTE ankyrin domain family member C-like
Exons: 18
Coding region: 1-2037 (678 amino acids)
Molecular function (GO): protein binding
Source: RefSeq, a predicted model, not a curated record